Molecule: messenger RNA, 4836 nt
Organism: Phyllopteryx taeniolatus (common seadragon)
Lineage: Eukaryota; Metazoa; Chordata; Actinopteri; Syngnathiformes; Syngnathidae
Product: ADP-ribosylation factor-like protein 15
Exons: 5
Coding region: 362-940 (192 amino acids)
Molecular function (GO): GTP binding; GTPase activity
Source: RefSeq, a predicted model, not a curated record
UGUGUGUGCGCGCGUGUGUGUGUGAGAGGGGGGGGGGGGGGACAAAAAAAAAACUGCGAGCGAGCCCGAGUGUGUGUGUUCCAGCCCUCGAACCGACCAGCUUCUCCCGCUUGCGUCGACCCGGGACGUCGCUGCCUCGUUUCGGUGUGCUUUCAGGCGCAGGAGACUGUGAAGACAAGCCCCGAGUGCUAACCCACUGAAGGGUGUUUUUAACACCCCACCGUGGCUUGUCGAAGGUGGGGAAUACAAAGCGACGUGUUUCCUGGACGCCCUUUUUCCCGAACAUUUUGGACUCGCUUAAGCUUAAAGGGCGAUUUCUUUCACGUCUGUUGGUGUUGCUGGGACUGCACAACGCUUGUACAUGGAUUAUCUGUGUUUCCGGGCACUGUGCUGUAAAGGACCACCACCGCCAAGACCAGAGUAUGAUGUGGUGUGCAUUGGCCUGACAGGUGCUGGAAAGACGAGCCUGCUCUCACGCCUCUGUAGUGAAGGCGGUGACGGAAUCGUUCCCACUACAGGUUUUAGCAUCAAAGCAGUGCCAUUUCCUAAUGCCAUCUUGAAUGUAAAGGAACUUGGAGGAGCUGACAACAUCAAGAAAUAUUGGUGCCGCUACUACCAGGGGUCGCAGGGUGUCGUCUUCGUAUUGGACAGCGCUUCAUCAGACGAGGACCUUGAGGCGGCGCGUAAUGAGCUGCACUCGGCCCUGCAGCACCCUCAGCUUUGUACGCUGCCUUUCCUCAUCCUCGCCAAUCACCAGGACAAGCCCGCUGCAAGGACGCCAAACCAGAUCAAGAAAUACUUCGAGCUGGAGCCAUUGGCCCGAGGGAAGCGGUGGAUCCUGGACGGCAGCAGCACAGACCAUGUGGACGCCGUGAAGGAAAGCUUUGCUCAGUUCAUCGGCCUGCUGGAAGACAAAGACACGCCGAUCGCCAGGAUAUGAUGGCGCAAGUUAGCACCAAGAGACACGAACAGCAGACGACGUCACCGAAAUGUCCCGUCGGUGCGCGCACACCGACGAAUACACGCCCCCCCUUCUUCAGAACUACCUUCCAGGGGCCUUCAGAACCACGUAGAACCUCGUUGUUAUGAAGCUACUCCUGCACCGUGUGAUGAGGUUGGCAUUGUUAUCUCUAGCUGCACUCCUGUUGACACACACACAGAAAGUGGAGCCCAGGUUGCCUGUAGAUAAGUUUAACUCUUCCACUAAUUACUUUUCAGGAUGUUCGAGUGGGAACCAUUGAUGUGGUUUCCACUGUACAUGUGUCAAGUGUGUCGUGUACAGCCGUUACAUAUCGGCGUGUCAUUGUGUGACACCGCAUCUAGCCUGAGCCUUGUAGCGCUAUCUCAUGGAGUCUGCUGUACAGUUACCACGCAACCGGCACACCGUACACAGUACUGCUACUAAUCAUGUGACUGUGCGAGUGCGCCAAUACGUCUUCAGUGCUUUUAGCGAUGUGCAGCAUAUGGCGCUUUAUGUAUGUAAUAAUUGUUUUUUAAUGCAUAUCACACCACGCAUAAUUUGGGAACUCUUCUCUCGAGCCAAUGACUAAUACGAGUACUAGGGGCACACUGAAAGGGAACAAAUAUCCCCCAAAAACACCAGAAUGAAGCUGGACUUUGAUGAUGGUAAAGUCAAAACAGUUACGAGGAAAAUAAUAGUAAUUUUAUCAUAAAAAACUAUCAAUUCACAAGUAUAAAGUUGUAUCAAGUUGUAAUAGUAUGAGAAUGUCGUUCUACUGAAAAACGUCAGAAUUAAUGGAAUGAACAGCAUACACUCUGUACAAGCCAAGAUAAAAAUUAAACUUAAAAAUUAAAAAUUAAUUAUAUGAGUUGAGCGUCUUCAUUUAGCAAAAAUUAUGUUGUAAUAUCACACGGAAAAAAAUCAUUUAAUGGGAAUAAUGUAUUAAGAUUGGGCGAAAUGUUGCCAUUUUACAACCAUACAUUUGCAAUAUUAUGAGAAUAAACACGUAACGAGGAAACGCUCCUACAGUAAUUUUUUUACCAAUACAGGGAAAGUGAGGUCAUCAUUUUUUUGAGGACUUUGUUACAUGAAAAUGGGGAAAAAGACACAAGCAUAAUGUUGGAAUAUGAUUAAGACGAGAAGAAAAAUAGAAAAAAAGCAUAAAGUUGUUAAAUUUUAUGAUAAAAAGUCAUCAUUUUUCAAGUUGCAAUUUUACAAGCAUGAAUUAGCACUAUUACCAGAAUAAAUCUUUAAUAUUAUGACAAUAAAGUUGUAAUUAUGAGGAAAGCAUCCUAAUUUUGCACACACAAAAAUUGCUUUAGCAAAACGGGUGAAACUUUAUACAAAAUAUUAAAUAUUACAAGAAAAACUUUAUCAUUGUACAACCCCAAUUCCAAUUAAGUUGGGACGUUGUGUUAAACAUAAAUAAAAACAAAAUACAAUGAUUUGCAAAUCAUGUUCAACCUAUAUUUAAUUGAAUACACUACAAAGACAAGAUAUUUACUGUUCAAACUGAUAAACUUUAUUGUUUUUAGCAAAUAAUCAUUAACUUAGAAUUUUAUGGCUGCAACACAUUCCAAAAAAGCUGGGACAGGGUCAUGUUUACCACUGUGUUACAUCAACUUUUCUUUUAACAACAUUCAAUAAACGUUUGGGAACUGAGGACACUGAUUGUUGAAGCUUUAUCGGCGGAAUUCUUUCCCAUUCUUGCUUGAUGUACAGCUUCAGCUGUUCAACAGUCCGAGGUCUCCGUUGUCGUAUUUUACGCUUCAUAAUGCGUCACACAUUUUCAAUAGGAAACAGGUCUGGACUGCAGGCAGGCCAGUCUAGUACUAUCACUCUUUUACUACGAAGCCACGCUGUUGUAACGUGCAGAAUGUGGUUUGGCAUUGUCUUGCUGAAAUAAGCAGGGGCGUCCGUGAAAAAGACAUUGCUUGGAUGGCAGCAUAUGUUUCUCCAAAACCUAUAGUAUGUACCUUUCAACAUUAAUGGUCCCUUCACAGAUGUGUAAGUUACCCAUCCCAUUGGCACUAACAUGGCCCCAUACCAUCACAGAUGCUGGCUUUUGAACUUUGCAUCCGGAUGGUUCUUUUCCUUGUUUGCCCGGAGGACACGACGUCCACAAUUUCCAAAAAUAAUUUGAAAUGUGGACUCGUCGGACCACAACACACAUUUCCACUUCGCAUCAGUCCGUCUUAGAUGAGCUCGGGCCCAGAGAAGCCGGCGGCGUUUCUGGGUGUUGUUGAUAAAUGGCUUUUGCUUUGCAUAGUAGAGUUUCAAGUUGCACUUACGGAUGUAGCGCCGAACUGUAUUUACUGACAUUUGUUUUCUGAAGAGUUCCUGAGCCCAUGUGGUGAUAUCCUUUACACAUUGAAGUCAGUUUUUGAUGCAGUGCCGCUUGAGGGAUCAAAGGUCACAGGCAUUCAAUGUUGGUUUUUGGCCUUGCCGCUUACAUGCAGUGAUUUCUCCAGUUUCUCUGAAUCUUUUGAUGAUAUUAUGGACCGUAGAUGGUGAAAUCCCUAAAUUCCUUGCAAUUGUACGUUGAGGAACAUUGUCCUUAAACUGUUCGACUAUUUUCUCACGCACUUGUUCACAAAGAGGUGAACCUCGCCCCAUCUUUGAUGGUGAAUGACUGAGCAAUUCAGAGAAGCUUCUGUUAUACCCAAUCAUGGCACCCACCUGUUCACCUGUGGGAUGUUCCAAACAGGUGUUUGAUGAGCAUUCCUUUCUCAGUGUUUUUUGCCACCUGUCCCAGCUUUUUUGGAACGUGUUGCAGCCAUAAAAUUCUAAGUUAAUGAUUAUUUGCUAAAAACAAUAAAGUUUAUCAGUUUGAACAUUAAAUAUCUUGUCUUUGUAGUGUAUUCAAUUAAAUAUAGGUUGAACAUGAUUUGCAAAUCAUUGUAUUCUGUUUUAUUGAUGUUUAACACAACGUCCCAACUUCAUUGGAAUUGGGGUUGUAUGAGAAUAAAGUUGAAUUAAGAAUAAAGUUUGAAUAUUACGAGGAUAAUGUAAUUUUACUGGAAAAUCAGAAUUAAACAGAACAAGAUGAAUUUUUUUUUAAAUUCCUUUGAUGAGGAUAAAAUAGUAAUAUUGACAAAAACGUUGCUAUUUAAUGACAGUAAGUCAUAAUUUUUUGGCCAGAGGGAAAAACAAAAUCAUUGUUUUAUGCAAAUAAAUAUCCCAAGGAAAAGGUUUUAGGAGAGACAAGUCAAAAAAAGUUAGGGUUACAAAAAUACGUACAAAUUGCUAGAAAUGUUUUUUUUCCCCCCCGAUAUAUUUCUCAAUGCACAUAAUGUUGCAACAUUUUCCCCUACAAAAAUCGGACUUGAAUCUGUUAGUUUUUAUGACUAUUUUCUUUUCUUCUCAGUGUGCCUGUCCCACUCACGUAUGAAGUCGCACAGAUUGGAUGUAUUGACAAAUGUGCUCGAUGUGUUUCACGUCAGUGUUUACGCCUCCAAGGGUCACUCGUUGUUGUUUUUUGUUGUCGUUAAUUUGUCCUAAUCUGCGUGGACUCGCGCUGCCCGCACGCAGGCUGCUGCCAUCGCGGCCCAAUACAAAGUCAGUCAAUCAGCUGCAGCAACAGCUGCAUGUGACAAGUCCCUGUCUGACACCCUAAUGCCUUCCAACUGUCUGUGAAGACCCCCCUCUGGCCCAGACCGGCCUAAACCCCCACACACCUUCACACACGCCCAAGUGUAUUUGGGUUCUUUUUUUCCUCUCGGCUCUUGACGUCAUUUACCUGGAAUCCAGUCUACAAAAUUUAACAAACAACAGGACAACUUUCACUCUUUGCUCUUGUCUUGUUUCAUCUUUACUUUUUGAAUCCUGACUCUUUUUCUGUUUGUCUACAUCUAUUAAAUUUGUAAAAAUCUAAA